Molecule: messenger RNA, 972 nt
Organism: Aspergillus steynii IBT 23096
Lineage: Eukaryota; Fungi; Ascomycota; Eurotiomycetes; Eurotiales; Aspergillaceae
Product: alpha/beta-hydrolase
Exons: 5
Coding region: 1-972 (323 amino acids)
Source: RefSeq, a predicted model, not a curated record
AUGCGAGAACUUGUCAAUAAUCUUCCAACACAGACAAUUGUUGGUCUCUCACCGACCACGGACGAAGCCUAUGCCGCCUUUAUGAAGUCAAUCGAUAGCCCGGCUCAUACCGUGGACCUGGAGAAUGGCACCCGUGGUCACUGGAUUGGCGAUAGCUUCGCUGAGCAUGUGCUAUUUCACUGCCAUGGCGGUGGAUACGCCGUAUACGCUACCAGUGCACAUUUCGAGGGCCUCUGGAACAUUGUGCAAGAGCUCCGACACGGUGGCAAGAGCUUGGCUGUAUUGCUUCUAUCAUAUGGUACUACGUUUGUGUUUCUCACGCCAUCUAGAUACCGACUGACGGGAGUUGGAAUAGACGUGAGCAGCACGGCACGGUAUCCAAGACAGCUCCAACAGGCAUCAAGCCUUCUUUCCUACCUCGUUCAAACUAAGGCGGUCGCCUCAUCUAAUAUCAUACUCACCGGGGACUCCGCUGGUGGCCACCUACUGUUAUCCUUGCUAUCCCACAUCAUUCAUCCUCAUCCGGAGGUUCCCCCGAUAACUCUCCCUCCGGAAACUGUAUUUCUCGGCGCAGCUCUCCUCUCCCCUUGGGUCACCUUUGACACCGAGUCCUCCGACUCCAUAAAACGCAACCGAGCCAAAGACGUUCUGCACAUCCCAAGCCUCGAACUCUGGUCCGCCAGGUUUACCGGCACUGCGCCGCGGGACAAUUACAUCGAUCCUCUCCGAGCGCCGCCCGAAUGGUGGGUGGGCCUUCCAAUUCGUGAUAUUCUAAUUGUCUCUGGCGCAGACGAGAUAUUUGUUGAUGACAUCGACGUGUUUGCAAGGAAGCUAUCGGCUGUUCAUCCAACCGUCUCACAUUUCUCAGCCUCCGGGGAAGCUCAUAUCCAGCUGUUUACCGAGUUUAUGAUCCGAGAGUCGAAAUCGAAACAGCGGGAUGUGCUUCAGAAAUGGAUAAGGGAUAGAAUAUAA